This is a messenger RNA of Echinococcus granulosus, 219 nucleotides long. Its product is annotated as carbonyl reductase. The transcript is spliced from 2 exons. Lineage: Eukaryota; Metazoa; Platyhelminthes; Cestoda; Cyclophyllidea; Taeniidae. The record is from RefSeq and is a predicted model, not a curated record. The coding region runs from base 1 to 219 and encodes 72 amino acids.
AUGGAUUUGGGGGCCGUGAAGGUGUUUGAGGACAAGGGCCUCCACUUCAAAUUCCACCAACUUAACAUCACAGAUGUUGAUAGUCGCCACAAACUGGCCGAAUUCAUUAGGGCCAACUAUCCGAAUGGAAUAGACAUUAUGGUUGACUUCAAGGCCUCUCGCAUUGGGACAUCUAAUCUCACCUUCGUCACUCGCAAUUGGCUCAGUGUACGUCACUAG